Messenger RNA from Sinocyclocheilus grahami, 2523 nucleotides. It is a transcript of the gene prickle3, whose product is annotated as prickle homolog 3. NCBI's taxonomy places the organism in Eukaryota, Metazoa, Chordata, Actinopteri, Cypriniformes, Cyprinidae. The transcript has 9 exons. The record is from RefSeq and is a predicted model, not a curated record. The coding region runs from base 243 to 2087 and encodes 614 amino acids. Gene Ontology annotation, molecular function: zinc ion binding.
UGGUGAACAGGGGGUGCUCCUGCUCCUCUACAGUUAAACACUUGUCCUGUAGGUGUAGCCCAUCUGGUUAGGCGCUCUUACGGGCGACUUCUCGCGGAGCUGUUUCCAGCACGGAGGUCCACAGGCCAGAAGCCAGACCGCGGAGCCGAGCGAGAAGAGGUUCGGCUGGACUGAAGUGAGCUUCGGCGGACACAUGAGAGCACUCGCGUGAGUCCCGACACUCCAGCGCCGCAGACGCAGACAUGUUCACGCGCGGGGCGAGGAAGCGACGCUCCAGUCGCUCGAUAGACGCGGAUGAGGAUCCAGACCGGGGGCAGCCGUGUAUGCGCUGUGGAGAACAGUGUCCUGGCUUCCGCAUGCAUGGAUGGAGGAAGAUCUGUGUGCACUGUAAGUGUGUGCGGGAGGAGCAUGUGGUGCGCUCUGUGCCCGGACAGCUGGAGAGAAUGAUGUUGAAGCUGGUGUCUGACUUCCAGAGGCACUCCAUAUCUGACGACGACUCGGGCUGCGCCUCGGAAGAAUACGCCUGGGUGCCACCUGGGAUCAAGCCUGAACAGGUGUAUCAGUACUUCAGCUGUAUUCCAGAGGACAAGGUUCCAUACGUCAACAGUCCAGGAGAGCGAUACCGUAUUAAACAGCUUCUACACCAGCUGCCGGCCCAUGACAGCGAGCCUCAGUACUGUAACUCUCUGGAUGAAGAAGAGAAGAAAGAAUUGAGGUUAUUCAGCCAGCAGAGGAAGAGAGAGAAUCUGGGCCGCGGCAUCGUUCGACUUUUUCCAGUCACCAUGACCGGAGCCAUCUGUCAACAGGUAGAGAAACAGAGACACCACAUGGGUUCAAACACACGUACUGUUGCUGUGUAUGUGACUUAUGCAGUUUCUUGCUCCUCCUGUGGUGAUCAGAUCAUCUUUGCGGACGAGUGUACGGAGGCGGAGGGCCGGCACUGGCACAUGAAGCACUUCUGCUGUUUCGAGUGUGAGGCGGCGCUGGGUGGCCAGCGCUACAUCAUGAGAGAGAGCCGGCCGUACUGCUGCCACUGCUACGAGUCUCUGUACGCCGAAUACUGCGACACCUGUGGAGAACAUAUCGGUAUAGACCAGGGUCAGAUGACGUUCGAGGGCCAGCACUGGCACGCGUCCGAGGCGUGUUUCUGCUGCGCCUGCUGUCGGCUCCCUCUGCUGGGCAGACCCUUCCUGCCUCGCGGCGGACUCAUCUUCUGCUCCCGCUCCUGCUCGCUCGGGGAAGACCCAGACAACUCUGACUCCUGCGAUUCUGCCCUGCAGAGCAAACCAGUGUCACACAAGACUGUUCAAAACCAGCAGAGCACUUCCACACCACGGCCACAGGAGGGAGCCAACGUCAGAGCAGCGAGCACAACAGCCAACGGGGGUCAUUUUACACUGGACAGCAAAGGUGAUCUCACCUCUUUCCAUCCUAUUCCGAAUGGCCAACCUCCACCGUAUGAACAAAUACACACACAACACUCACAGCUCCAUCCAGCAGCCAAUGACAGGACAGCAUUCGUUUGCAAGGACCAAUCAGGCAUCAGCACACAGCAGGUGAAUCACCGGAUAAACAUACAGAAGUUGAAUUUUUGGGUGAACUAUUCACAGUAUGUUACAGUAAAAUGUUAUGACUUGUAUCAGUCGGGAUCUCAUUUGAUCAUGUUUCCUUCAGAUGGGUCGUACCACAGCAGUUUCCGUCGGGGAAGCGGUGGCCACCAUCCCACGGAGAAGUGGCUCAGACGCUCCCGAGCUCCACGAAGCGACAGACCUCGUCUGGAAACCCUGGAGUGCAGGGUAGGAGACCGCAGGCGGUCCAACAGCGUCCUAGACGGCGGCCUUACCCUGCACUCCACCCGCUACCGGCACGAAGACUCCUGCUCCACCUGCUCCUCUUCCUCAGAGUCCGAGGAGGAAGGCUUCUUUCUGGGCCAGCGCAUCACUCUGCCACCGCAGCUGACGGGCGAAGAGAGAGCAGCAGAAGGACAGACAGAGGACGAGGACAAGAGCCGAAGAGGAAGCUUCAGGAGAAGAAGGACACAGAGUCUCAGUAGAAAAGACAAGGACAAGAACUGCAUACUGUCCUGAGACCAAGACGUGUGUGUUAAAAACUGAAGAACGCACUCAAGACUCUCUGAACCAGCAAGCUGCUCAGUCCAGAUCAAAGUCGAUGAGGGACAUUUUGUAUGAUAAAAAUAGAAACUCUCUUACAAUUCUAUGCAUCUGUGUAACAGUAUUUUUAUAGAGAUGAUGAUAUAUUAUCCAAUAUCAGCUUCAGUAUCAGGGUGCUUUGUCAAAUUUAUUGGCAUUAUUAUUCGGGCCGAGGAACAGUUCUAAUCCAAAUUCUGUUUGUUACAGGAAAAGUAGAACUACAGUUUCUAAAGUUAUGUGAGAGAGCUAGGUGGUAAGGUCACACAACACAAAUAUUCGGCACAAUAAAUUCACUCCAAUUUUGGCAUGCUGUUCAGUAUGGAAGCUUGUUUCCACCACUGAAUAAAAAUAAAUGGUCAUUGCGACUUUUUCU